GCGCGCGACCGUCACGUGAUUUCGCCAUGGCGGCGUUUGCGGAUUUGGACCUGCGGGCGGGUUCCGACCUGAAGGCGCUGCGCGGGCUAGUGGAGAAUGCUGCUCACUUGGGCUAUUCAGUUGUUGCCAUCAAUCAUGUUGUUGAAUUUAAGGAAAAGAAACAGGAAAUUGAAAAACCAGUAGCUGUUUCUGAACUCUUUACAACUUUGCCAAUUGUACAGGGAAAAUCAAAACCAAUUAAGAUUUUAACUAGACUGACAAUUAUCGUUUCGGAUCCAUCUCACUGCAAUGUUUUGAGAGCAACUUCUUCAAGAGUCCGGCUGUAUGAUAUCGUUGCAGUUUUUCCAAAGACAGAAAAACUUUUUCAUGUUGCAUGUACACAUUUAGAUGUGGAUUUAGUCUGCAUAACUGUAACAGAGAAGCUACCAUUUUACUUCAAAAGACCCCCUAUUAAUGUGGCAAUUGACCGAGGUGUGGGCUUUGAACUUGUCUAUAGCCCCGCUAUCAAAGACUCCACAAUGAGAAGGUACACAAUUUCCAACGCCCUCAAUUUGAUGCAGGUCUGCAAAGGAAAGAAUGUAAUUAUAUCUAGUGCUGCUGAAAGGCCUUUAGAAAUAAGAGGCCCAUACGAUGUGGCAAACUUAGGGUUGCUGUUUGGGCUGUCGGAAAGUGACGCCAAGGCCGCAGUGUCCACCAACUGCCGAGCGGUGCUUCUGCACGGAGAAACUAGAAAAACUGCUUUUGGAAUUAUUUCCACAGUGAAGAAACCUCGGACAUCAGAAGUAGAUGAUGAUUCUCUUCCAGCCUGCAAGAAAGCCAAGUGUGAGAGCUGAAAUGAGUCGCCGUCUCUGUCAACACUCCCUUCUGCCUUUUGAGAAUCCAUCAGCCGCAACAGAAACGGAACCUCUGUAUGACUCACUAUUUUCACUUGGAGCUAGAUACCGGUAGUCUAUAAAAGCAGUCUUAUAUUUAAGCCAUUAAAAUAGCAAAACCUAGUAAAGCAUUUAAAAAAAAAAAAAAGGCUGUCCCCGUAAAGAAUUUAGAUAUUUUAAGAGAAAAGCAAAGACUAGUUCAUUUAUCCUUUCCGUUAAGUGAUAAAUGGAAGGUAUAAUUGAAUAAGAUGUUUCAAUAUUCAAGAGACUCUUUAAAAAUGUUUCUUGCUCAUUUAAAAGUUCAUGCUUUUCAGCUUUACUUGAUAUACAUGGCUUAUUUAAAUUUUACUACUCAAAAAGUGGUUAUUUUGAGGACUCUUAAAACUUAUGUUAAGGGGUUGGCUUUUAGUUGAUCUUCUCUUGCUUUAAGCCUCUCUUUCAUUAUAAUCGUCAAGUCCAAGUCCUUUCUAAAAGGAAUUGCUGUAAAAUUUGCGGAAGGAAAGGAAAAGUGCACGUAAAAUCACACUUGGCCUCUUCGUUUGCUGGUUCUUACCUCCGUGAUAUCCUUGAAAUAGGAUUCCUUUGAGUUGGAAGCCCCUGAAAACCUAAUAUUGAUUUUUCUAAUUGCUAUAGUAAAAAUCUCAAAGCACUGGACUCAAUCAACUUUGGAAAUAAUUUUUUUAAUAGCAGGAUCAUUAUAUUAAGUAGAAGUAGCCUUUUUUGUAAAUAUCUGCAUUUAUGCUAUAUUGAUAUUAAGAAAAUCAUUUAGAUGAAGAUAUGAACACUGUUCUGAGAGUCAGAGAAUAGAUAAUUUUAAAAAGAAAGCUUUACACCAAACUCACUUAUGAAUUUAGAUCCUUAAAUAAGAUAUUGGUAAAACAGAGUAUACCAUAACCAGGUGAGAUUUAUUCUAGAAAUGUAAGGAUUUUUCAGUUCUUUUCAAUGUACUACACUUUAUCAUAUUACUAGGUCAAAUGAGAAAAAUCAGACUCAUCUUAAUAGAUGCCUGUAAGACAUUUGAUAAAAUUUAAAGUCCACUCCUGAUUUUUGAAAAAUAAACAAGAAUAAAAACCCUUGACAAAAUACAAAUAGAAGAAUAUUUCACACAUAUGUGUAUAUGUUCAUUUCUCUUUAUAUAUUGUAUAUAUAUUAAGCAUCAUGGUUCUAAAAAUAAAGCAUUUUUUACUUCUUCUUAA
Molecule: messenger RNA, 2068 nt
Organism: Orcinus orca (killer whale)
Lineage: Eukaryota; Metazoa; Chordata; Mammalia; Artiodactyla; Delphinidae
Gene: RPP30
Product: ribonuclease P/MRP subunit p30
Exons: 11
Coding region: 27-833 (268 amino acids)
Biological process (GO): tRNA processing
Cellular component (GO): nucleolar ribonuclease P complex
Molecular function (GO): RNA binding
Source: RefSeq, a predicted model, not a curated record